Messenger RNA from Seriola aureovittata, 637 nucleotides. It is a transcript of the gene ascl1a, whose product is annotated as achaete-scute family bHLH transcription factor 1a. NCBI's taxonomy places the organism in Eukaryota, Metazoa, Chordata, Actinopteri, Carangiformes, Carangidae. Bases 19 to 624 code for a protein of 201 amino acids. The transcript has a single exon. Gene Ontology annotation, biological process: positive regulation of transcription by RNA polymerase II; neuron differentiation; sensory organ development. The record is from RefSeq and is a predicted model, not a curated record. Gene Ontology annotation, molecular function: protein dimerization activity; DNA-binding transcription factor activity, RNA polymerase II-specific; RNA polymerase II transcription regulatory region sequence-specific DNA binding. Gene Ontology annotation, cellular component: RNA polymerase II transcription regulator complex.
UUUUUUUCUUUACUGGGAAUGAACCUCACAGCCAAGAUGGAAAUUAACGUCAGCCAGCAGCAGCUCAUGCCGCCCGCUUGUUUCUUCUCUGCCGCUGCAGCGGCGCAGAGCAUCCAGCUGAGCCCGUGCGGCAGCAGCCAGAGCAGCGGGAAGUCAAUGUCCAAGCAGCCCAAGAGGCAACGCUCCUCCUCCCCGGAGCUGCUGCGGUGCAAGCGGAGGCUGAAUUUCGCGGGUUUCGGCUACACUCUUCCGCAGCAGCAGCCGCACGCAGUGGCGCGGAGGAACGAGAGGGAGCGCAACCGGGUGAAGCUGGUGAACAACGGCUUCGCCACCCUGCGGGAGCACGUCCCCAACGGCGCCGCCAACAAGAAGAUGAGCAAAGUGGAGACGCUGCGCUCCGCGGUGGAGUACAUCCGCGCCCUGCAGCAGCUGCUGGACGAACAUGACGCGGUGAGUGCGGCGUUUCAGUCCGGCGUGCUGUCGCCCACCAUGUCGCAGGGAUACUCCGCUGACAUGAACUCCAUGGCAGGUUCCCCGGUGUCCUCCUACUCAUCUGACGAGGGUUCCUACGACCCCCUCAGUCCAGAGGAGCAAGAACUGCUCGACUUCGCCAACUGGUUCUGAGCAUCUGUAUGAG